This is a messenger RNA of Papaver somniferum (opium poppy), 1481 nucleotides long. RefSeq lists its product as uncharacterized. Gene Ontology annotation, cellular component: CCR4-NOT complex. Gene Ontology annotation, biological process: protein ubiquitination. The transcript is spliced from 3 exons. Gene Ontology annotation, molecular function: ubiquitin-protein transferase activity. Bases 151 to 1134 code for a protein of 327 amino acids. NCBI's taxonomy places the organism in Eukaryota, Viridiplantae, Streptophyta, Magnoliopsida, Ranunculales, Papaveraceae. The record is from RefSeq and is a predicted model, not a curated record.
GGAGAAAGAAAGAAAGAAUAAAAACUCAACCCUCAAACUCAUUUCAAUCAAAAGGCGUUUCUUUCUUCCAGUUAUCCACUCUCUGUAAGGGUUAUCUUCCGAAAAUUAGGGUUUUUCGUAUUUUUCAGAAAUUUUGAGAGCAACUCCAUCAUGAGUUCUGAGUCCACCAUGAACGCUUCUGCUCCUGCAUUGCCUAAGGAUUUCGGCAAGAAAAAAAGGGGUAAUAGGUUGGCAAAAUUGAAGCAGUGUAAGCUUGAUGCAAAGCGUGAGCAAUGGCUAUCUCAAGGGAAAAAUAAGGGUAAAAAUGGGACUCUGCCAUCUCCCGUUAUCAAUCAGAAUCAUGAAAAGGAAGAGACUCCAUCAAAGAAUUCUGAAACUAGGUCAAGAGGUGGGGAAGAUUCCAGUUUGCAUGAUAGUGAUUUGGAGUUUCUGACUUAUAGUCCAACAAAUAGUAGUGUUUCAGGAAGUAAAGAUUCAAGGAAGAAUCUUCACAUUGGAGGAAGUAGCAGCAGCAGCAGUAGUUGCGGAAGUUGUUCGGUCAGCGUUAGUGAUGAAGAAGAUGUUCGAGGUGAAGAUGAUGAUGAUGGAUGUCUUGAUGAUUGGGAAGCUAUAGCGGAUGCGUUGACAGCUGAGGAUCUUAAGGUUCAAAACCCUAGUUUGGAAUUACCUUCCGGAUCUGCUGAUGAUCUUGGUAAGGAGGGUCGAGUUGGUGCUCUGAAACCAGAUUGUAGCAAGAAGAUAGGUCAGAAAGUGGUUACGAAUUGUCGUGCAUGGAGACCUGAUGAUGUUUUUCGUCCUCAGAGUUUACCCAAUCUCGCGAAGCAGUAUAGUUUCCCUAUGAACUCGGAAAGGCACUUUGGUCGUGGAGGUAUGAAUCAGGGUUGUCAUGGUAUAAGUUCACAGCCUUCGUCCUGCCCCAUUUGUUAUGAAGAUCUGGAUCUUACGGACACGAGUUUUCUUCCCUGUUUGUGUGGAUUUCACCUUUGCCUUUUCUGUCAUAAGAGGAUUUUGGAAGCGGAUGGACGUUGCCCUGGUUGUAGGAAGCAGUAUGAUUCUGGAAACGGAGAGAAUGGUAUUGGUGGUGGAGCUCAAAAGUUCCGCUUGGCUCGUUCUUGUAGCAUGACAGGAGCUUAGGAAGAGACUCAUUUUGUUGUUGGCGGUUUUCGGAAACAUAUGCGAGGUUCAUCUCUGCUUUUGUGGGCGUGUUUUAUGCAUUAUCAUCAGUUAUUAGAUCUUGAAUUCUGGUUGAGAUAGAUGUGAAUAUAGGGUUUAGACUAGAGAUAGGCGAUCGUUUUGCAACCUAUAUAGUGUUGAUGUAGAGGAAUUAAGUGGGUGUGUUGAUAGAUAAAGUGGUAUAACCAUAGGUACUUCAAAUACUUCAAAAUUUACGAAUAUAUUUCAUAUCCUUUCUUGUUUUUUGUUAUUUUAAGAUGUUUUUGAUUUUGUGACUUCAUUUAACCUGUUUGCAAAUUGUGGUGUUG